GUUUGGCUGCUCUGGGAAUGGGCCUUCCUGCUGAGGGCCCUCAGAGCCGGCCGGGGACCGAGGUGACGGGACCCAGAAGGGACGGGAGGAGGAAGCGCUGUCUCCGCCGCGCAGACAGGGGUCCGUGGCUCAGCGACGCCGCCGCCCGGGACGGGGACCGCCCGCCCGGGUGCUCGCCCCGCCCACAGAGUCCGAUGGCGGCGGCCGCGCGCAGGGACCCGGCUGAGGGUGGUGUGACCUUUGAGGACAUUGCCAUCUACUUCUCCUGGAAGGAAUGGAGACUUCUUGAUGAGGCUCAGAGACGGCUGUACUAUGAUGUGAUGCUGGAGAACUUUACACUUAUAUCCUCCCUGGGUUGCUGCUGUGGAGCAGAAGAUGCGGAGGCACCCCUUGAACAGAGCGUUUCUGUAGGUGUGUCACAGGCCAGCACGCCCAAGGCAGCUCUGUCUUCCCGGAAGACCCACCCCUGUGAGAUGUGCGGUCCGGUCUUGAGAGACGUUUUCCGCUUGGCUGAGCACCAGGGAAAACCAAGCAGCCAGAAACUGUUGAGGUGUGGGGCAUGCGCACAACGAUUUUACUUCAUCGUAAACUUUCAGCAGCAGCCGGAGCAGCACACGGGAGAGAAACCAUUCAGAAGUAGUGUGGACACAGUCUCUUUUAUGAAGGGAUAUGGAUUCCAUGAUUCAGGAAAGCCCUUUACCUGUACAGAGGUUCAGAAGGACUUCCUGCCUGGCGUGGUUCGUCUGCAGCAGGACGACAUUCAUACUGGAGAGAAGCCAAACACAAUCAGCCAGUGCGGGGCAACUUUGCAGAGCAGUAAAGGUCAUUACACUCGGGGAGAAUGCAAGGAAGCUUUUGGUCCCAAAUGUACACAUGUUCAGGAUCAGGGUGUCCAACCUGGAAGUCCAUAUUUUGUGUGCAGUGAAUGUGGGAAAACAUUCAGGCAAAAAUCUUUAUACACUAUCCACCAGACAUUCCAUACUGCACAAGGACAUCAUGAGUUUGGCGAAGGUGAAAAAUCCCUUAGACGAAGGUCAGCUCACAGUCUGUACGGAAAGACUCACACUGGGUCUAGGCAAUACACGUGCAACAAAUGUGGGAAAUCCUUAAGCCACAAAUCAGUACUUAUUCAUCCCCAGAGAUGGCAUAGUGGAGAAAGUAAUCAUGUUUGCAGUGGAUGUGCAAAAUCUUUUAGCCAUCGCCAAAUGUUGAUUACACGUUCUGGUCAAACCUUAGAAAGGCCUUAUAAUUGUGGUGACUGUGCAAAACGUUUUACCUCUAUCUCUGCUCUCAGUUAUCAUCAGAGAUCUCACACAGGGGAAAGACCUUAUGAAUGCAGUGAAUGUGGGAAGUCUUUUAUCUCCAGUACUGGCUUCCGUUCUCACCAGAGUGUUCACACUGGAGAAAAGCCUUAUGAGUGCAGUGAAUGUGGUAAAUCAUUUUUCUCUAGGUCUGACCUCCAUUAUCAUCACAGAGUUCACACUGGGGAGAGGCCUUAUGAGUGCAGUGAAUGUGGCAAGUCCUUUCACCGAAGAAAUAACCUCAAUGUACACAUAAAGGUUCACUCAAGUGAGAGGCCAUACGAAUGUAAUGAAUGUGGAAAAUCUUUGAAGUGUAAGUCUUCAUUCAUUCAACACCAAAGAAUUCACACAGGAGAAAGGCCUUAUGAGUGCAGUGAAUGUGGGAAAUCUUUUACCACUAGUUUUGUCCUUCGUUCUCACCAGAGAGUUCACACCGGAGAAAGGCCUUAUGAGUGCAGUGAAUGUGGGAAAUCCUUUACUGCUAGCUCUGUCCUCCAUAAUCACCAGAGGGUUCACACAGGAGAAAGGCCUUAUGAAUGCAGUGAAUGUGGGAAAACUUUUACCACUAGUUCUGUCCUCCGUUACCACCAGAGAGUUCAUACUGGAGAAAAGCCUUAUGAAUGCAGGGAAUGUGGCAAGUCCUUUCCCCGAAGAACUAACCUGAAUGUACACAUAAAGGUUCACUCAGGUGAAAGGCCUUAUGAGUGUAAUGAAUGUGGGAAAUCUUUUAAGUGUAAGUCCAAACUCAUUGAACACCAGAGAAUUCACACAGGAGAAAAGCCUUAUUUGUGUAGUAAAUGUGGGAAAUCUUUUAGUCGUAGCCACGCCCUCCAGUAUCAUCGACAAAGUCACCUUGGAAUAAGGCCUUAUGAGUGUAAUGAGUGUGGGAAAUCUUUUGCUUGUAGUUCUUCCCUCAGAUCUCACCAAAGAGUUCACACUGGAGCAAGACCUUAUGAGUGCAAUGAAUGUGGGAAAUCUUUUACAGCUAGUUCUGUCCUUCGUGCUCACCAGAGAGUUCAUACUGGAGAAAGACCGUAUGAGUGCAGUGAAUGUGGAAAGUCCUUUCUCCGAAGAAAUAGCCUCAAUGUACACAUAAAGGUUCAUUCGGGUGAAAGGCCUUAUAAGUGUAAUGAAUGUGGGAAAUCUUUUAAGUGGAAGGCAACAUUCAUUCAACACCAGAGACUUCACACAGGAGAAAGGCCUUAUGAGUGCACUGUAUGUGGGAAAUCUUUUAUCAGUCAUCCUGCUCUUAGUUACCACCAAAGAGUUCACACUGGAGAAAGGCCUUAGGAGUGCUGUGAAUGUGGGCAGUCUUUCAGCCAAAGCUCCAGUCUCACUCAACAACAGAAAGUAUAGUAGAUGAAGCCCUUCUGAGUGAUCAAUUAUGAAUUGUUUAUGUUCACUAGAAGUUGUAUUUCUCUUCCUAUCCUCUAUUCAGGAUUAGCAGAUAAUGUCUUUGGGAGGUAAUUUGAAUCAGAAUGGGUCAUGAGUGUGGAUGGAGCCCUCAUGAAUGGGUUUGUUGUCUUCAUACCAGUUCUAAGAGAGCUUGCUUCCUCUGUGUACCAUGUGAGGACCCUUUUGAGAAGAUCAUCUAUAAAUCAGGAAGUUGCUCCUCACCAGACAUGGAACCGGACCCUAUAGGGAAUGUUAGGUUGGCUAUCCAGCCUCCAGAAAGAAGUUUCUGUUGUUUGCAAGUCACCUAGUUUGUGGUACUUUGUUAGAGCAGCCUGAGCUAAGACAUGUGAAGAAUGUGGGCAAUCUUUUGGCGAAGGAUACAGUUUCAUAAAAAUCAGAAAUUACCCUGGGUAAGGCCUCAUGAGUGAGGGGAAUGACACAAUUCCUUUUGCCAGUCCUCUGUCUUCAUUGCACACUUUGAGUUCACACUGCCAAAGGGCAUUAAGGUAGCAGAGCAGGUGGUAUUUCCUUGAGUAGUGUAAUCACAGUGGAGGAGUGCCUUUGUGAAGCAGCCACUUAGCUGGAACAAACCUUGUUCACUUGAAUGUCUGCAGUGGAGUGACUUACCCUAAGUUCCAGCUAUUUGGGAAAACUUGAGGAGCUGUGUUGUGCUUCUGAUGUGUCCGGAGUCAUUGCUAGAUUGAAGUCACUGCCAGUUUCUGUAGCAGAAGUCAUUUCACCAAUGCCACCUGGCAGGUUCCCACAAUAUAUAUCAGUCACCACCCCAAUAUGCUAUGGCAAGAUGGUCUCUGUGGUUUGUCAUUGGCGAUAGGAAUUAUGGAUUGUUGGAACUUCUCAUUCCCUUCUCAGUUAGAAUGUGGAUGUGACACAUUGUUUAUCCACAGCACCUGAUCUGAGUUCUUGGUGGUAUCUUGCAGAGAAAGACUCAUCUUAGGGACGUUACCAUCUUUUGAUGCCCAACUGGUCAUGUGGGGCAAGGCCUCGUCCAGAAGGAAGAGGCAAGAGGUAGCGUUCUGUGCAGCAACAUGGUGAAGUCUUUUCCUUUGCAGACCCUGGUGUGAGUGUGGUAACAUCUCAGAUAUGAUUUUGAGGAAGUGGCUGAGCCUUGUGGACAGCAGUGUGGGGCAUGCCAGGGGACCACUGUGCCAGGUUGGAGGGCCGGGUUGACAUGCAAGGAGUAGGUGAGACACCUGAAAGGGGUGGCACACCCAGCAAUGCUAUUUAGGUAGGACUCUAUGGGCUGAGUCUCCCUUUUUCACCCUGGACAUGGAUUUCCCACUGUGGGUCCCUAAGACAGUGACCUGCCUAUUGCUCUAGCCACUCUUUUCCCAGUAGUUCCCUGAGGGACACCACACAGUCUAUGUGGCCGAGAGGUCCUUGACCCAACUCAUAUGUGCAUGCUGUGCAAUGGCAUAUACAAGUCUGUGGUGCCAGUGAGGGACUCAAUCUCUAUAGUGAUUAUAUUUUUUGAAAUAAAUUGUUAAGGACAAAUUAGUAUCAGGCAACAAACCACAUAUUCAGAAAGCUUAGAGUACACUAAACAGGAUAAAUGCAAGAAGAAGAAAAAAAGACCCACAUGUAGGUGUUUUAUUUUCAACUUACUUGAAAUCAUAAAGUUUUUAAAGAAGCCUGAGGGAAGAAAAUACCUUAGCUCCAGAAGAACAAAGACUUACAUCCAUUUUCUCAGAAAUCAUGCAAGCAAGACAGGAGAGGAAUGAAAUAUUUAGUGUUGAGAGAAAAACUCAUCAGGCUAGAGUUGUCUACCUGGCAAAAUUAUCCUUCGACAGUGCAGGGCAAACAGCAUUUCUGAAAGAAAAACUAGGGAACGUUUUGCCAGCAAACCUGCCAUCUUAUUCCAUUUUGGGUGAUAUGACAAAGUACUACAGACUGGGUAAUUUAUAGAAAGAUAAACAUUCAUUUCUUACAGUUCCGGAGGCUGGCAAGUCCAAGGUCAAGGCGCCAGCAUGGGUGAGUUCUCUGGUCAAGAUCCUCCUCCUGGUUCCUAGUUGGCUUUUCUUGCUACAUUCUUCCAUGAUUAAAGAAAUUAGGGAUUUGUUUUUUCAGUAGGCUGCAGGUCCAGGAUGGAGCCAAAUAUGGGGCUUUAAUUCAUGAUCCUGAGAUCAAGAGUUGGAUGCUUAACUAAUUGAGCCAUCCAGGCACGCCAGAAGUAAGGGAUCUUUGUGGAGCUCCUUUUAUAAAGGCAGUAAACCCAUUCAUGAGGGCUCUAACCUUAUAACCUAAGCACCUCCCAAAAGUGUCAUAUUUAGGAGUUAGGAUUUUUUCACAUGAAUUUGGGGAAGGGGGGUGACCAUAGGAUCUUGCUUGCAAGAAUUGUGAAAAGAACUUUAGAGACAAGGAAUGUGAUAUGGGUCAGAAACUUAGAUCUACAUAAAGAAAGAAAGAGUAUUGUACGAAGAAUAACAAC
This is a messenger RNA of Herpailurus yagouaroundi (jaguarundi), 5142 nucleotides long. RefSeq names its product zinc finger protein 345-like. The coding region runs from base 18 to 2591 and encodes 857 amino acids. The transcript has 3 exons. The record is from RefSeq and is a predicted model, not a curated record. Gene Ontology annotation, biological process: regulation of transcription by RNA polymerase II. Gene Ontology annotation, molecular function: RNA polymerase II transcription regulatory region sequence-specific DNA binding; DNA-binding transcription factor activity, RNA polymerase II-specific. Gene Ontology annotation, cellular component: nucleus. Lineage: Eukaryota; Metazoa; Chordata; Mammalia; Carnivora; Felidae.